CAAUUUUCUUUCAAAAUAAUAAUGCAAUUUUAACCACAGCUACUUCACAUAACAUAAACGCCGCUGCUGCCCGUCGCUGUUUCCCCUCCGCCGCCUUUGACUGCUGCCCUCUUACGCCGUCGCAGCUUGCCCGCCUCCGACUUCUCUGCAGCCCCCCGCCGUGUCUUCUGCUGCUGCCGCCAGUGCUGUCUUGUUACCGUCCACUUCAAUCCAUUCCAUAGGACUUCAAUAAUGGAGGGAAACUCGACUCGUCCUGAUAAUGUAGAAGAUGAAAACGAAGAAGAAGAAUACGUAUUACUUGAUCUUGAUGCGGUUUCUGGGCAAGUUGAAAUUCCACCAAAUGCUCCAUAUGUUUUAUCUGGUCUCGACACGUUGAAUCCUAGACUGAUAAUAGAUAACAAAUUGAAAUUGAUUGGAGAAUACGAGGAAACGAUCGGAACAGCCUUGGUUUUUACCGAGGAGGAAGCUGCCCCGGUGGUUCAUGAGGAGACAGGACCAUCAGAAGCAAAUCUUUUCUCUGGUGCAUAUAUCAUAGAUCCAAAUCAAUCUCCCGUUAAGCAGGUGAAGCCAGUUGCCUGCCUUCAGAAGAUUCUAAAGUUUAAAGUGUUGUUGGAUGAUGAUGUCCAAGAUACAUCCAUUGGAGUGAAGACAUGAGAUAUGUCAAUGUAGAUCCGUCUAUUACAAAUUCCGUAUGCUAUUUUAUACUGGAGAAGAUUUUCAACCGUGUUGUAGCAUAGUGAUCACUAGCAAACACUUUUGCAUCUGUUUUAGAAAAAGCUAACACAACACAAGGUUUGUUAUCCAAACGGGAAAUCUAGAAUUUGAAGGAAUUUUUUUUGUUAGCUUAUCUAGUUAAUGCCCUAUUGUAAAUAUGUUUCCUUGAUAGUUAGGGAUGUUUCAUCAUUCAUGCUAAUUCCUUGAGUUAUGCUUGGCAUCAAGUUAUUUUUCAUACCA
Molecule: messenger RNA, 954 nt
Organism: Mercurialis annua (annual mercury)
Lineage: Eukaryota; Viridiplantae; Streptophyta; Magnoliopsida; Malpighiales; Euphorbiaceae
Exons: 5
Coding region: 232-654 (140 amino acids)
Biological process (GO): transcription by RNA polymerase III
Cellular component (GO): transcription factor TFIIIC complex
Source: RefSeq, a predicted model, not a curated record